UGGUUCGGACGCACAGAAUUAUACAGUGGGAAAUAGAGAGAGAGAGAGAGAGAGAGAGAGAGAGAGAGAGGGAGGGAGGGAGAGAGAGAGAGCUAUGGCUUCCCCUCCGGUGAAUUCUUUACCUAUAGCGUAUCAGGCAUGGACGAGUCUCGCCGUACCGGACUGGCUGAACAAAGGGGACAACGCGUGGCAGAUGAUCUCGGCGACUCUGGUAGGUAUUCAGAGCAUGCCGGGGCUUGUGAUUCUGUACGGAAGCAUAGUGAAGAAGAAGUGGGCCGUCAACUCUGCUUUCAUGGCUCUCUACGCCUUCGCCGCCGUCAGCAUAUGCUGGGUCACGUGGGCCUACAAGAUGUCCUUCGGCGACAAGCUCUUGCCCUUCUGGGGGAAGGCCGGGCCGGCGUUGGGCCAGAAGUUUCUCAUCAGCCAGGCCGCCCUGCCGGCGACGCCGCAUUACUACAAGAACGGGCAGCCGGAGACGCCGGAGGUAGAGCCGUUCUACCCCAUGGCGACCAUGGUGUGGUUUCAGUGCGUGUUCGCCGCCAUCGCGGUGGUUCUGCUGGCCGGAUCGGUGCUGGCGAGGAUGAACUUCAAGGCGUGGAUGAUGUUCGUACCGUUGUGGCUAACGUUCUCCUACACCGUCGGAGCUUUCAGCUUGUGGGGCGGUGGGUUCUUGUUUCACUGGGGCGUUAUUGACUACUCCGGCGGCUACGUCAUUCACCUUUCUUCUGGGAUUGCCGGUUUCACCGCUGCUUAUUGGGUGGGACCGAGGUCGAAGAAGGACAGAGAGAGGUUUCCGCCGAACAAUGUGUUGCUGACGCUAGCAGGGGCGGGGCUGCUGUGGUUGGGAUGGGCUGGCUUCAACGGCGGCGAUCCCUACUCGGCAAACACCGACUCUUCCAUGGCGGUGCUCAACACCAACAUCUGCGCCGCCACCAGUCUGCUGGUGUGGACGUGCCUUGACGUCAUCUUCUUCAAGAAACCCUCCGUCAUCGGAGCCGUCCAGGGCAUGAUCACCGGUCUCGUCUGCAUCACUCCCGGCGCCGGUCUGGUUCAAGGAUGGGCAGCCAUAGUUAUGGGAAUAUUAUCAGGUAGCGUACCAUGGCUCAGUAUGAUGGUAUUAGGCAAGAAACUCAAGAUCUUCCAAAUGGUCGAUGACACUCUCGCCGUCUUCCACACCCAUGCCGUCGCCGGACUUCUCGGCGGCAUCCUCACUGGCCUCUUCGCCGAGCCUCGCCUCAGCGCUCUCUUCCUUCCCGUCACCAACUCCAAAGGCGGCGUGUACGGCGGCUCCGGCGGAGUCCAAAUCCUCAAACAAAUCGUGGGAGGGCUGUUCAUCAUAGGAUGGAACCUGGUGGCGACAUCCAUCAUUUGUGUCGUCAUACGUUUCAUAAUUCCUCUGAGGAUGUCGGAGGAGGAAUUGCAGAUCGGCGACGACGCCGUUCACGGAGAAGAAGCUUAUGCGUUGUGGGGUGAUGGAGAGAAGCUGAGUAUAUAUUCUGACGAUACCACUCACCAUGGAAUUUUAGCAUCUAGUGGUGCCACUCAAGUCCUCUGACGUAGCUUAGCUGAAUCAUGAAAUAGGUAACGCAGA
Molecule: messenger RNA, 1591 nt
Organism: Prosopis cineraria
Lineage: Eukaryota; Viridiplantae; Streptophyta; Magnoliopsida; Fabales; Fabaceae
Product: ammonium transporter 3 member 1-like
Biological process (GO): ammonium transmembrane transport
Cellular component (GO): plasma membrane
Molecular function (GO): ammonium channel activity
Source: RefSeq, a predicted model, not a curated record